Molecule: messenger RNA, 1350 nt
Organism: Sordaria macrospora k-hell
Lineage: Eukaryota; Fungi; Ascomycota; Sordariomycetes; Sordariales; Sordariaceae
Product: 60S ribosome subunit biogenesis protein NOP53
Biological process (GO): ribosomal large subunit assembly; rRNA processing
Cellular component (GO): nucleolus
Molecular function (GO): 5S rRNA binding
Source: RefSeq, a predicted model, not a curated record
AUGCCCGUUUUAAAACCUCUGUCGGGCGAUGGCGAAGCCCCCAAGCAAUUCAAGCAACCGUCGAGAAAGGGCAAGAAGGCAUGGAGGAAGAAUGUCGACGUUACAGAGGUCGAGCAGGGUCUCGAUGAGUUGAACGCCCAGAUCAUCAAGGGUGGUGUCAUUGCCGAAAAGAAGUCCGAUGAACUCUUCGCCAUCGACGUCAAGCCCGAUACCGAAAUCACAAAGAAGCUCCCCAAGCAGUUCAAGAAGCCCUUGAAGGCCGACGAGAUCCUCGCCCAGCGCUCUGCCGUCCCCGCCGUCUCUCUCAAGAAGCGCCCGGCUUCGGAAACCUCCGGCAAGGUCACCGACGGCGUCUUACCCUCCAAGCGUCUCCGUGCCACCUACGUCACCCAGAAGGAACUCACCCGCCUGAAGCGCGUCGCCGACGGCCACCACACCACUACCGUCGAGGUCGUCGACGCCACUUUCGACGCCUGGGCCGACCCGGAGGAAGCCAAGAAGAAGGAGGUCGAGGAGACGGUGUACAACUUCCUGCCCAAGGUCGAGAAGACCAAGGCCCCCAAGACGCUCACACAACAACCCAUCUCCCUCGCCGCCACCGGCAAGCAGCUCCCUGCCGUGCCCAAGCCCAAGGGCGACAAGUCCUACAACCCCGCUUUCACCGACUACUCGGAGCGCUACCAGGAGGAGCUGCGCAAGGCCGAGGAGGCCGAGAAGAAGCGUCUGGAGGAACUCGAGAAGGAGCGUCUCAAGGCCGAAGCCGCCGCCAGGUCGCGCGCCGAAGCCGAGGCCGCCGAGAAGAGAGCCGAGCUGUCCGAGUGGGAGGAUGAUUCCGCCUGGGAAGGCGCCGAGAGCGACGCGGAGGGUUUGUCGUCCAAGAAGAAGCGGCCGGAGCGCAAGACGCAAGCGCAGCGCAACAAGAUCAAGCGCCGCAAGGCCGAGGAGCAGCGUCUGAAGCACGAGGCGGCCAUCAAGAAGAAGGAGGCCGAGGCCGCGCGGGUGAAGCAGAUCGCCAAGGAACUCGCCGAGAAGGAGAGGCAGCUUGCGCUCCAAAAAGCCGAAAAUGGCGAAGAGGACGACGGCAGUCUCGAGGACGAUGACGACGUCGAGCUCCGUCGCAGGCAACUAGGCAAGUUCAAGUUGCCGGAGAAGGACCUCGAGCUGGUCCUGCCGGACGAGCUGCAGGAUUCGCUGAGGCUGCUCAAGCCCGAGGGUAACCUGCUCAAAGACAGGUACAGGAAUUUGCUGCUUAGAGGCAAGGUGGAGGCGAGGAGACACAACCCGUACAAGAAGCAGGCCAAGAAACAGAUUACGGAGAAGUGGACUUUCAAGGAUUUUACUUUGCAGUAA